This is a messenger RNA of Oncorhynchus nerka (sockeye salmon), 1528 nucleotides long. RefSeq names its product NADH dehydrogenase [ubiquinone] 1 alpha subcomplex assembly factor 4-like. The record is from RefSeq and is a predicted model, not a curated record. Gene Ontology annotation, cellular component: mitochondrion. Gene Ontology annotation, biological process: mitochondrial respiratory chain complex I assembly. The transcript is spliced from 3 exons. NCBI's taxonomy places the organism in Eukaryota, Metazoa, Chordata, Actinopteri, Salmoniformes, Salmonidae. The coding region runs from base 88 to 621 and encodes 177 amino acids.
UGUUGGAACCCGUUCUCCGGAGAGAUGGCUAAGACGGUUCGAGCAUGGAAUGUGCAUUGAGAGUUCCUGGAGGUGAUUGUGUCAAAAAUGGGGGCACGCGUUGCACGGUUGUUUAGGGAUUUUAAUUUAGAAAACCGAGUACAUCGUGAGAUUGGGAAGGCAAAACCCGAAGUGGCACCCCGACAUCUGACCCAUAUGGAUCCUGUUCAGAGUACAGAGGUUACUGAGAUCAAUGAUGCCAUCCACAAGAGAAACGACCCCCUCCUGGGGUUGCUGAAGUCGGUGUAUGUGGAAUCAAAGGAUCCUACCGAGGCUCCAAAGGAGGUGACUGAGGAGAACGUGGAGGAGCGCAGGCCACUGAAGUUCAACCUACCGGGGGACCCCUAUGGGAUGGUGGAGCUCACUGAUGUCCCCAAAGGCAAACUGUCUAUUGCUGAGGCCCUAAAAGCUCUUAACAAUCACAAGAAUGCUCCCCGAACAUGGACAUUGGACAAGGUUGCCCAGGAGUACUCUCUUGACUUGAAAGACACUAAAGCACUUCUAGAGCAUUUCAUCCCCUUCGAGGUUAAGAUCAUACCUCCCAAGACAAAGGACGAUUCAAAGCAGAUCAAAGAUACCUAGGACAGAUAUGCAGUAUACCUGGCCUUUCAAGACAUCUAUCAGCCGAGUGAAUGAUUUAUUUAUGUAAAUGUACUAUCGGGUUGUCUGUCUUGCUUCAAGGUUCAGGAUAGGAAUAGAGUAAGUGUGGGAUUAUUUGUUUUUCUGUUACGAAACGAGGGAGACGCAUGAUUUAAACCCAGUACACUACUGUUCAGAGCCAGACAUGUUACCGCCACUCCCAAGAAAGCUGGCUUCAUUGUGGGAAUGGUGAUCAAAUCAAAUCAAAUCAAAUUUUAUUUGUCACAUACACAUGGUUAGCAGAUGUUAAUGCAAGUGUAGCGAAAUGCUUGUGCUUCUAGUUCCGACAAUGCAGUGAUAACCAACAAGUAAUCUAACUAACAAUUCUAAAACUACUGUCUUAUACACAGUGUAAGGGGAUAAAGAAUAUGUACAUAAGGAUAUAUGAGUGAGUGAUGGUACAGAGCAGCAUACAGUAGAUGGUAUCGAGUACAGUAUAUACAUAUGAGAUGAGUAUGUAGACAAAGUAAACAAAGUGGCAUAGUUAAAGUGGCUAGUGAUACAUGUAUUACAUAAGGAUGCAGUUGAUGAUGUAGAGUACAGUAUAUACGUAUGCAUAUGAGAUGAAUAAUGUAGGGUAAGUAACAUUAUAUAAGGUAGCAUUGUUUAAAGUGGCUAGUGAUAUAUUUACAUCAUUUCCCAUUAUUAAAGUGGCUGGAGUUGGGUCAGUGUCAAUGACAGUGUGUUGGCAGCAGCCACUCAAUGGUGGCUGUUUAACAGUCUGAUAGCCUUGAGAUAGAAGCUGUUUUUCAGUCUCUCAGUCCCAGCUUUGAUGCACCUGUACUGACCUCGCCUUCUGGAUGAUAGCGGGGUGAACAGGCAGUGGUUCGGGUGGUUGAUGUCCUUGAUG